Molecule: messenger RNA, 477 nt
Organism: Puccinia triticina
Lineage: Eukaryota; Fungi; Basidiomycota; Pucciniomycetes; Pucciniales; Pucciniaceae
Exons: 7
Coding region: 1-477 (158 amino acids)
Biological process (GO): SCF-dependent proteasomal ubiquitin-dependent protein catabolic process; mitotic cell cycle
Cellular component (GO): cytoplasm; nucleus
Molecular function (GO): cullin family protein binding
Source: RefSeq, a predicted model, not a curated record
AUGGUUGUCUUAGUAACAUCUGAUGGCGAGCAGUUCACCAUUGACCGGGAAGUCGCGAUCAGGAGUGUUCUGAUCAAGAACAUGAUCGAAGAUGUUGGAGAGUCUGACAACCCGAUCCCACUGCCCAACGUCUCAGCCAGUGUGCUGAAAAAGGUCAUUGAAUGGUGCGAGCACCAUAAGAAGGAUCCCGAGCCCUCCACCGAGGAUCCCGACGACGCUCGGAAACGAGCUACUGAAAUCAGCGAUUGGGAUACUAAAUUUAUCAACGUUGAUCAGGAGAUGCUUUUCGAGAUCAUCUUGGCUGCGAACUACUUGGACAUCAAGCCUUUACUGGAUGUCGGCUGCAAGUCGGUCGCCAACAUGAUCAAAGGCAAGCAACCCGACGAGAUCCGGAAGCUCUUCAACAUCACAAACGAUUUCACGCCUGAAGAAGAGGCACAGAUCAAGAAGGAAAACGAAUGGGCAGAGGACCGAUGA